This is a messenger RNA of Paramecium tetraurelia, 581 nucleotides long. RefSeq lists its product as uncharacterized. Gene Ontology annotation, molecular function: protein kinase activity; ATP binding. The transcript has a single exon. Lineage: Eukaryota; Ciliophora; Oligohymenophorea; Peniculida; Parameciidae. The record is from RefSeq and is a predicted model, not a curated record. The annotation marks the transcript as partial. Gene Ontology annotation, biological process: protein phosphorylation.
AUGGAAUUUUAUGAAAUAGUCAAAUCUAUCGGCUCUGGUUCAUUUGGUUAGGUAUACUUGGCUAGGAAUAAAAGAGAAGAUCGUCUUUAUGUAAUAAAGCGUAUCAAAAUCAGAGACAUGAAUCAGAAGGAUCGUGAAAAUACUGAAAAUGAAGUCAGGUUAUUAUAGAAAUUGAGACAUCCGAACAUUGUAGCCUACAAGGAUUCAUAUUUGGAUAGAGAACAAUAUUUAAAUAUUGUGAUGAUUCACUGUGAAGGUGGAGAUAUUUAUUAAAAGAUUCGAAACAAGAAAAGUUUCCCUGAAUCUCAAAUUUUGGAUUGGUUUGCAUAGAUGACAUUGGCCUUGUGUUAUUUGCAUGAGCAGAAAAUCUUACAUCGAGAUUUGAAGACUCAAAAUAUAUUUCUCAAAAAUGGCAGAGUUAGAUUGGGAGAUUUUGGAAUUGCGAAAGUGCUUGACUCAACUCGUGAUUUGGCUAACACUUGCAUAGGAACUCCCUAUUAUAUGAGUCCAGAGUUAUUUAAAUAUAAACCAUAUUCAUAUAAAAGUGAUGUAUGGGCACUUGGAUGUUGUCUCUAUGAAAU